Lagopus muta (rock ptarmigan) is the source of this 2642-nucleotide messenger RNA. It is a transcript of the gene PTPN7, whose product is annotated as protein tyrosine phosphatase non-receptor type 7. Gene Ontology annotation, molecular function: protein tyrosine phosphatase activity. Lineage: Eukaryota; Metazoa; Chordata; Aves; Galliformes; Phasianidae. Gene Ontology annotation, biological process: protein dephosphorylation. The record is from RefSeq and is a predicted model, not a curated record. The transcript has 10 exons. The coding region runs from base 833 to 2239 and encodes 468 amino acids.
GCGGCAGGCAGGGUGGGGGAGAAGGAGGGAGAGGAAGCGGCAGAGGCAACAGCUCCUUUGAUAAGCAGCUUCCUGAACACUUUCAAAGCCCCGGGUUCAGACCGACGUGCACAGCGCCCGCGGCCCCGUGCCGGGACGGACGGAGCCCACACCUCAGGGCGGCAGAGGAAGCUGGGGAGGAGAAGGAGCUUUGCCACCCUGAGCUGCUGCCCGCGCCAUGGGGACGUCUGCCCAAAGAAGAACCAGCAUCACCCACAUCUCCCUGCCAGGGGCUGCUCGGGGCUGCUGGUGGUGGAGCCUUGGCAGCCUCCUCCAUCCAGAUCACCCCAUCACCUCUUGCUCAACCAUUCAGAUAGAGCAGUUUCCUCUUGACAGUUGCUGAUACUUGUGGGAUGGAGGAAGCUGUCCCAGGGCCGUUCCCCCCACCCCAGUAUGUCCAAACAACAGGAACUGGCCAUGAGCUGCACAGCAUCCUCCUCUGCUCCUCAUCCCUGGGGGCUGCUGCCCUCCACGUUAAGCUCACGAGCUUCCAUCCCACCCCAUCCAAGCCCCAGAUCCUUCCUCCUGGUGGGUGCUACAGGCGCUCUCUCCAUGCCACCUGUGGAUGCUGGAGCCCUGAUGCCACGGCAAUGAGGACCCGAAACACCUCCUCUGCUUAGGGAUGUUCUCAUCCUGGUCCAGCAAGGGGUUCAUCAGCCUCCUUGUGUCUCUCUCAUCUGCCCUGUGUUUUCCAGCUGCUUCUCCUCUGAUGGCAACUCCUUCCCUCGGGAGCUGAGGCCCCCCCACUCCCAUUCCUCGUGCUUCAGGACGAGCGCUUUGUGGCUGCCGCAGCAUGGUCCAAUCCUGCUCAGUGUGCCACAGAGCUCAUAACAGCAGCCUGACAGCCCGGGUGGCCACCAAAGCCAUGGACAAGGCAGACAAGCCCAGUCCCUCUGUGAAGAAGCACGUGCGGCUCCAAGAGAGGAGGGGCUCCAACGUGUCGCUGGUGCUGGACAUGAGCUCGCUGGGCAGCGUGGAGCCCAUCCAGCCCGUAUGCACCCCACGGGACGUCACGCUGCAGUUCCUGAGGACAUCCAGCCAUGUGCUGAGGACGGAGGAGCUUCAGCAGCAUGCCCAGAGCCUGGCACAGCUGCAGGAGGAGUUCUCGAAAAUCCCUCCCAACUUCGUCAGUCCGGAGGAACUGGAGAUCCCUGGCCGUGCCUCCAAGGACAGAUACAAAACCAUCCUCCCCAACCCCGAGAGCCGGGUGUGCCUCAGGAGAGCAGGGAGCCAGGAGGAAGACGGCUACAUCAAUGCCAACUACAUCACGCAGGGCUAUGCAGGACGUCCCCGGGAGUACAUUGCCACCCAGGGGCCCAUGCUGAACACCGUGACUGAUUUCUGGGAGAUGGUGUGGCAGGAGGAAGCACCCAUCAUCGUCAUGAUAACCAAGCUCCAGGAGCGCAAGGAGAAAUGUGUCCACUACUGGCCUGAGAAGGAGGGCACCUACGGCCCCUUCACCAUCCGUGUGCAGGGCAUUAGCGAGUGUGCGGAGUACGUGGUCCGCAGUCUCUCCAUCCAGCUGGAAGGUGAAUGCCGCCACGUCAAACACAUCCUCUUCCCUUCCUGGCCAGACCAGCAGACACCUGAGUCAGCCAAGCCCCUGCUGCACUUGGUGUCCAAAAUGGAGGAGAUUCUGCAGGCUGCAGCCAGCCCAGGGCCCAUCGUUGUGCACUGCAGCGCAGGCAUCGGUCGGACGGGCUGCUUCAUUGCUACCAGGAUUGGGUGCCAGCAGCUGAAAGACAAGGGAGAUGUGGACAUCCUGGGAAUCGUGUGCCGCCUGCGCAUUGACAGGGAAUGGAGCAGUGGCCAUGAGCUAACGCAGCAGAGCAGACCAGCCAAGGCCUUUCCUCGCGCUCCCAGCAGGACGUGCAACUUGUCUCGUGCUCCCAGAUGCGUAUCAAGAGGAGAGCUGCCAGGGCAGGAGCUGCACAGAAGUUCUCCCAAGACAGGCAGAGACCCCGUGGCUGGGGGGAAGUUGUCACCCCUCUCAGAUUUCCUAUCGGGGCUGGGAGUUUUGCCAGAUGAGCUCUGUGAUGCUGAUCACAAUCGGUUCAGCAGUUUUCCUGUCUUUCAAUCUCAAUUUCUACCCACUCAAUCUGUCCAAGGCACUUAUCAGCCAUUACCACAGCACUAUCAUCUGGGUAUCUCUCAAUCCUCCCUGUAUUUAUUCCCCAAGCACUCCUCAGGGCCAUGCUGAGCUAUUGCUGUGUUAUUGCAAAACACCAUCCCAUGGCUCCUGCAAUGUCAGGGGCAAAGUCAGGUGUUCUGUCUGUUCUGGCUGUAUCAGGGUAUGUCCUGGGAAACUGUGAUGUGCCCAGCAUGCAAAGGAAAGGAAUCACUCCAAAAUCCCACACUGAAAGGAUGUCAUGUUCCCCUGUGUCCUGGGCUGAUAUCAAUCCCCUGAGCUUGGGCAAACAAGUUUCCCAUCAGCAUCCAUGUGGACUCCAAGCAGUCCACGGCCAUGGCCCAGGAGAAAAAUGCUGAGGCACACUGACACUCUGAGGGAGCUCAGGGAGCUCACAGAGGCCCUGCGGUCUCCCCAGCAGGUCCUGCAGUGGUGGCACCCAUAGAGGAUGAGGUGCACCAGCAUCAUUUCUCAG